AUGGCUCCAGGCCUAGUCGACGACAGGGUCUCAUCGCUCGGGUCCACCAAGGUUGACAAGACCGUCUUUCCAGACGGCUUCAAGACAUCUGGCCAGCAUGAGCCACUAUAUUCUGCUAUUCAAACUUUUGACAAGUUUCCUAAGGAGAUCACAGGGCCAACGGUAUGGAAACCAGAUGAUUAUAAUAAGAGCCCUGACAAGUGGGUGCAUGCCUUUACGGAACAAGAGAUCGCCGAGAUUGGGGCUGCAGCAGAUAAGUUCAUUGAAUCUGAAGUGCCUUUGACAGGAAUUUCGAAAGAUCUGUUUAGAUUACCCAAAUUAGCUGCUUACAUGCAGGAGCUCCGAAAAAAACUUGUUGAUGGCCAAGGUUUCUGGCUGUUCAAGAACUUGCCGGUCCAGGAAUGGGGUUUACAAAAGUCGGCCACAGCAUAUAUGGGCCUCGGAACACAUCUGGGCUACUUUGUAAGCCAAAACGGUCGCGGACAUGUUCUCGGCCAUGUCAAGGAUCUCGGUGAAGACUCAACUCGCACGGACAGAGUGCGUAUCUACCGAACCAAUGCCCGGCAGUUCUUCCACACUGAUUCCGGGGAUAUUGUCGGGCUUCUCUGUAUUGCCAAGUCCAUGGAGGGUGGAGAGUCUGAUAUAUGCUCUCAGCAUCAUAUCUUUAAUUGCUUACAGCGCGAGCACCCUGAUGUGGCCAAAUUGUUCUGCGAGCCCAUCUGGUACGCUGAUCGUAAGGGCGAGGUAUCGGACGGCGAGAAGCCCUGGAUGCGUACCGCUGUCUUCUAUCUCGAGAACGAUCCAGAAGGAACUCCACGUGUAUACGGCAAAUUUGACCCCAACAACGUCACGUCGCUAUGGCGCUUCAACACUGGACCAGAUGCUCAAAUUCCUCCACUCUCCGAAGCUCAGCUACAUGCCAUCAAGGUACUCGAGGAUACCUGUAAGCGAGAAGCACUACACAUGAUUCUUGAUCCUGGCGACAUACAGUUUCUCAGCAACCAGCAUGUAUUCCACGCUCGUACAGCUUAUAAAGAUUAUGAGCCGGGUGCCAAAGAUGAGAAUGGAAAACUACGGCCACAAAGACAUCUCAUGAGGCUCUGGCUGUCUGUACCUGUGGAUGAGGGUGGAUGGAAGCUGCCAUUUCCUGACAUGCACGAGAAAAAGCGUGGCGGAAUUCAAGUGAACGACACACCACCUAAAUGCCCUUUGGAUGCCGAGUAG
This is a messenger RNA of Fusarium venenatum, 1224 nucleotides long. RefSeq lists its product as uncharacterized. The record is from RefSeq and is a predicted model, not a curated record. NCBI's taxonomy places the organism in Eukaryota, Fungi, Ascomycota, Sordariomycetes, Hypocreales, Nectriaceae. Gene Ontology annotation, molecular function: oxidoreductase activity.